AAUGCUUCUCUUCUGUAGUCAAGGUAGCUUGCUCAAUUGUCCUUUCAUCAAUUUCGGUCUCACACUCAUUCAUCGCGUUGCAUAAUGAUACCUGCUACAGGAAGAAGCGCUGCCAGGCGCAUCGCCUCAGUACGAUACCCUCUACCACAAAACGCAUUACGAGCUGCAACACAUAUCGAACGAUCAAGACUGCUUCCCACGAUAGCAAGAGCAGCCCCCACAUCGAUAUCACAAUGUCGAGCUUACGCCAGUGGAAAGCCACAUCCUCCAGGUGGUACACAUCGAAUGAACCUUGGAGGCGAACCGGAGAAACCGGCCCUUGAGCAAUAUGGUGUCGAUUUGACUGCUAAAGCAAGAGAGGGGAAACUCGACCCAGUCAUCGGGAGGGAUGCAGAGAUACAUCGAACGAUACAAAUAUUGUCAAGAAGAACGAAGAAUAACCCGGUACUCAUUGGUCAAGCCGGUACUGGCAAGACUGCGAUCCUGGAAGGUCUUGCCCAGCGGAUAGUGCAGGGCGAUGUGCCAGAGAGUAUCAAAGACAAGAGAGUCAUUUCGCUCGAUCUCGGUAGCCUCAUAGCAGGCGCCAAAUUUCGAGGUGACUUCGAAGAAAGAUUGAAGGCUGUCUUGAAGGAAGUUGGCGAUGCGAAAGGUGGCGUCAUCCUGUUCGUUGACGAGCUUCAUACACUGCUCGGCCUGGGCAAGGCUGAAGGCAGUAUUGAUGCCAGCAAUCUCUUGAAGCCGGCAUUGUCGAGAGGAGAGCUGCAAUGCUGUGGAGCAACAACAUUGACUGAGUACCGUCAAAUCGAGAAAGAUGUUGCAUUGGCUCGACGCUUUCAGCCUAUCUUGGUGGGAGAGCCUACAGUACAGGACACCGUCUCGAUUCUACGAGGUAUCAAAGAUCGAUACGAAGUGCAUCAUGGAGUCAGAAUCACGGAUGGUGCACUCGUUGCCGCCGCUGCGUACAGCAAUCGAUACAUUACCGAUCGGUUCCUGCCCGACAAGGCCAUCGAUCUGGUGGACGAAGCGGCAUCUGCUCUAAGACUACAGCAAGAAAGCAAGCCGGACGCUAUUCAAGAGCUUGACCGACAGAUCAUGACGAUACAGAUUGAGCUGGAAUCAUUACGAAAAGAAAGCGACAUUGCUAGCAAAGAGCGACGAGAGCAACUCGAGAAGACGUUGACGCUCAAGCAAGAUGAGGUCGGCGCAUUGAUGGAGAAGUGGGAGAAAGAGCGGGCUGAGAUUGAAGAGAUCAAGCGCACGAAAGAGGAAUUGGAACGCGCACGCGUUGAGCUCGAACAGGCCCAGCGAGAAGGCAAUUUUGCCAAGGCUAGCGAGCUUCGUUACGCUCGCAUUCCUGAGCUUCAGAAAAAGCUACCAGAAGACCAGGGUGGUGAAUCGAAGGCAAAAAGCGAUGCACUUAUCCAUGAUUCGGUCACUGCGGACGACAUCGCUGCCGUUGUGGCUAAGGCUACCGGCAUUCCUGUGACCAAGUUGAUGAGCGGCGAAAUCGAGAAGCUCAUCCACAUGGAAGACACGCUUCGCAAGUCAGUCCGAGGCCAAGACGAGGCUUUGACAGCUGUAGCCAAUGCUGUAAGAAUGCAACGAGCAGGUCUGAGCGGAGAGAACAGGCCACUUGCCUCCUUCAUGUUCCUCGGACCUACUGGCGUUGGCAAGACGGAGCUCUGCAAGAAGAUGGCCAACUUUCUCUUCUCGACCGAGUCAGCAGUCGUUCGCUUUGACAUGUCUGAGUUCCAAGAAAAGCAUACCGUCAGUCGUCUCAUUGGCAGCCCGGCCGGUUAUGUUGGUUACGAAGAUGCUGGCCAGCUUACUGAAGCCGUUCGUCGCAAGCCAUACUCCGUUCUUCUCUUCGAUGAAUUCGAAAAGGCGCAUCGAGACAUCAGCACACUCUUGCUCCAAGUAUUAGACGAAGGCAAGCUCACCGACGCUCAAGGCCACAAAGUCGACUUCCGCAACACUAUCAUCGUCCUCACGUCUAACCUCGGAGCCGAAGCUUUGGUCGCGGAUGAAAGCUCCGGAAGCGAGAUCAGCCAAGACGUCAAGAAGCAGGUCAUGGAUGUGGUCCAGAUGUCAUACCCGCCUGAGUUCCUCAAUCGAAUAGACGAGUUCAUCAUCUUCAAACGUCUAUCCAAAGAGGCGCUCCGCGAUAUUGUCGACAUCAGAUUAAAAGAACUGCAGGCAAGACUGGAUGAUCGACGCAUCUCGCUCGAAGUCAGCGAUGAUGUAAAGACAUGGCUUUGCGAAAAGGGCUAUGAUCCACGGUAUGGUGCUCGACCGCUCAAUCGACUGAUUUCGAAAGAGGUCGGCAACAGUCUCGCAGACAAGAUUAUUCGAGGUACGAUUAAGAGCGGUGAUGUAGCGAAGGUUGUCAUCAGGGAUGGUGGCGAGCACCUUGACAUCGUUGCUCCGUCAGAGGCGUAGAGAGAUGACUUGGAGUUAUCGGAGCACUUUGACGAAUGAUGAUACCAAAUGAAUACGUUGAUAUUCAGCGGCAUUGUGAAAGCGCUUUUUGUAGAUAUGUAGCAUUAUGAUGGGCAGCCCCACUCGCAGAUGUAUUAUAAUGGAAAUAAUUCCACCUCAC
This is a messenger RNA of Pseudocercospora fijiensis CIRAD86, 2599 nucleotides long. RefSeq lists its product as uncharacterized. The record is from RefSeq and is a predicted model, not a curated record. Gene Ontology annotation, cellular component: cytoplasm; mitochondrial matrix. NCBI's taxonomy places the organism in Eukaryota, Fungi, Ascomycota, Dothideomycetes, Mycosphaerellales, Mycosphaerellaceae. Gene Ontology annotation, biological process: cellular response to heat. Gene Ontology annotation, molecular function: ATP hydrolysis activity; ATP binding. The coding region runs from base 85 to 2439 and encodes 784 amino acids. The transcript has a single exon.